AUGACGGUACCACAAGAACAAGUCGAACGGCGGAGUCUGAGCACACUCAGCUCCGCCGAGAGCCAUGAUUGUUUUGAGUUGGAACUGUCAGGGGCUUGGGAACCCCAGGGCAGUUCAGGCACUACGACGGUUGAUCGUCGUACAAGGACCCACGGUUGUCUUCUUGAGCGAAACAAGGUGCAAUCGUCUGGAGGGCUGUGUCUUCUGUGGAAAUCUGAAUGCCAGGUGGCCAUCCGAUCCGCGUCUCUUCACCACGUUGAUGGAGAGGUCGGAGGUAUUGGCGAUCCAGCGCAUUGGCGUUUUACUGGCUUUUAUGGCUACCCUUCUACGGCAGACAGAUAUAAGUCAUGGCAACUACUCCGUGGUUUGGCUACUGAGUCCACACUCCCUUGGAUCUGUUUUGGGGAUUUUAACGAGAUACUUCACAGUAAUGAGAAGGAAGGGGGAGCGCCUAGACCAAUCAGGCAAAUGCUAGCUUUUUGUCAAGCCAUUUCUGACUGCGCACUGGAGGAUUUGGGUUUUGAAGGGGCUGAGUUUACCUGGUACAGUGCCAGAGUGGGUGGUAUUAAAGAGAGGCUAGAUCGGGCUCUUGCUAAUCUCAUGUGGCAGGGGUUAUUUCCUGCAUCACGCGUGGUGCAUCUGGAACCCAGUCGCUCGGACCACCUGCCUAUUCUCAUUUACCUAAACCAGCAUAAAAAUAAAGACGGGGCACCUUCACCUUGGUAG
This is a messenger RNA of Prunus armeniaca (apricot), 726 nucleotides long. The record is from the annotation of a GenBank genome assembly. Lineage: Eukaryota; Viridiplantae; Streptophyta; Magnoliopsida; Rosales; Rosaceae.